Molecule: messenger RNA, 1490 nt
Organism: Nyctereutes procyonoides (raccoon dog)
Lineage: Eukaryota; Metazoa; Chordata; Mammalia; Carnivora; Canidae
Gene: KRTAP29-1
Product: keratin associated like protein 29-1
Exons: 1
Coding region: 47-1030 (327 amino acids)
Cellular component (GO): keratin filament
Molecular function (GO): structural molecule activity
Source: RefSeq, a predicted model, not a curated record
AGGUAUACUGAGUUUGCAACUUCCUAGCAAGGUUAACGCCAGCACCAUGGUGGACAGCUGUUGCCCCAGAACCACCAUGACCAUUCCAGCUGUGCCCACUUUCAUAUGCUCAAAUGGCAGUAGCUUCCGAAAUGGUAUCUGUUUGCCUAGUUCCUGCCGGAGCAGAACGUGGCAACUGGUCACAUGCCAAGAAAGCUGUCAGCCAUCCAGCAGUGCCCCAAGUGGCUGUGAACCUGCUUCUUGCCAACCUACCUGCCUUCCAACAACUUCUUCUGUUGGUUUUGUCUGCCAACCCAUUUGCUCUUGUACGGCCUGCUAUGAAUCUGGCACUGGUCAGUCUCCAUGUCUGGUUAGCUCAUGCCAACCCUCCUGCUCAGAAUCUACCAGUUGUCAGGUAAAUUGCUGUGAAGCCAGCCUCAACCAGCAAACCUCCUGCCAAGAACCUGUCUUUGUGUCUGGAUCAUGCCAGGCAGCUUGUGGCCAAUCGGUCUGCUGUGACACUAGGUCCUGCCAGCCAUCCUGCUCUGAAGUAACUUCCUGUGCUGAAAAUUCUUGCCCACCAACCAUCUGUGCAGCUAGUCCGUGCCAGUCAACUUCCUGCCAACAAGGUUCAUGUCAACCCACUAAUGGCAAAGAUCAGCUCUGCAAAUCAACUUAUCACCAACCCAUCUGCUACAUUUUUAAGACUUGCCAAUUGGUUCCCUUUAUGCCUGUUCCCUGCCAGCCGUCAACUUGUGUGUUCAGUUCUUGCAAUCCUACAUGCUGUGUGUCCUCUCUUUGCCAGCCACUUUACUGCCAACCAUCUCCUUCGAUAUCCUUCGUCUGCCAGCCAGUGGCUAACUGCCAGCCCCCAUGUUUUGUAAAGAACGCUUGCAAACUAGUUUCCUGUGGCACCAUGCUUUCUGGCCAACCAACUUGUGAUGGAUCCACUUCCUGCAACCGAGAUGUCUGCAAAUCUCCUUCCUGUCAACCAGCUUGCUGUGUGACAGGUUUAGGCAAACCAUCCAGCGGUGGCUGCAAUCGCUUUUGACCAACUGCCCCAAGUCUCUGCAAAGCCAGCACCUGCUCGCCAACUUCCUGACAACUCAGGCAUAAGUCCAGCUGCUGUAAGGCAAUGCUUCACUGAUGCAGCACUCUCCACAUUUCUGAGGUCUGCCACUAUCUGCAAAUGCAUUGCUACCCUGUGGUGUCCUUUUCUGACUGAGUGCAAAUGCUAUCUGCAUGCUAACUUCAUUCUCAGUCCAGCCCCACAUUCUAUCCAGGGGUUGGCGAGGGAAUUUGCCCAGGCACUAAGAAAGAGACCUUUCUUUAUCAAGGAGAAAGUUUCAGCAAGCACGGUCCACGCUACAGCUUGCAUUUGCUCAUGUUAUCAUUUCAUUUCACCUCCGCAAAACCUCCUCUCCGGCUUUUCUUUCAUUUGAUGUUGCCCAGUCUUUAAAAAGACUUCUCUGAUGUCAAUUGCCAAUAAAACUGUGAGUGGUUAAACAUCA